AUGUCAUGGUUUAUAGAUAGUGAAAUUAUAAUAGCUAAGAAUAAUAGCAAUCAAAUUAUUCUAGAACAACCUUAUAAAUAUUCCAAAUACUUUUCAACAUUGGUUUAUGAAGUAUUCGGUUUUUGGACAGAACAGAGUCAUUUAGUGGAUACAAGAACUAUACACGAAACAUCAUUUCGUCGAAGAAAUUUACAUAGAACUCCUAUACAUACAUCUUACAUACAAUAUCAUUCAGAUACAAUUGAAAUCAUAAACCAGCAUAAAUUUUCUGAACCGAAUAAAGAUUCAAUAACCAAACACAGUCAUUAUGUUCAUUUAACAGUAAUGGAUUAUGUUAAUGCUUCGCUCAAAUGGAAAUUAACCGAUGGUUGGGGUCAUUUAAAAAAUGGUACUUGGUCAGGUAUUGUGGGAAAUUUAAAACGACAUGUGGACGACAUUUCAGGAACUGAAAACGAGCCCCGUCAAUUAACAGGCCGAAUAGUGGCGAUAUUUUUGUACUUAUCUUUGAUGUUCUUUUAUGUUUCUUAUUCUGCAAAUAUAGUUGUGCUCUUACAAUCAGCAUCAAACGAUAUUAAAACACUUGAAGAUUUAAGACACGCAAGGAUAAAAAUAGGAUCAUUAGAUGUGGAAUAUGUUAAAGCUCUCAGGAAUUCAAACGACCCUACAUUAAAAGGACUGUAUGAAGAUAAAAUUGCUGGCAAUCAUUAUCCCAUGGCAGAUGGUAUUCUAAAAGUUCAACAAGAAUAUUUUGCUUUUUUAGCAGAAAGUGGCAAUUGUUAUUAUGAAAUAAAGAAAACAUUCCAAGAGAGUGAAAAAUGUCAUCUAAAAGAAAUUUCUUUAUUCCCCAAAACAUUAUCCGCAACUUAUACAACUGUAUCAAAAAAUUCACCUUACAUUGAAACAUUCAAAGUUGGGGUAAUGAAAAUUGAAGAAUAUGGUAUACAACAAAGAUUUUAUAACAAAUUUUAUUCUGAAAAGUCUAAAUGUGAUAAUGCUGGCGCAAACUUUGUUAUUGUUGGAUUAACUGAAGUUCAUUUUGCAUUUCUAGCAAACGAUAGUUCACUAUUUACUGCCCCAAACAAAUGGUUAUUAAUAAAAUUCCAAUCAAAGAAUUUCACUAAAAAGUUUCAUGAAAUGUCAUGGUUUAUAGAUAGUGAAAUUGUAAUAGCUAAGAAUAAUAGCAAUGAAAUAAUUUUAGAACAACCUUACAAAUAUUCCAAACAUUUCUCAACAUUAGUUUAUGAAAUAUUCGGUUUAUGGACGGAAGAAAACAAUUUUGUGGAUACAAGAACUAUACAUGAAACAUCCUUUCGACGUAGAAAUUUACACAGAUCUCCUAUACACACAUCUUACGUGCAAUAUCAUUCAAAUACAAUAGAAAUCAUAAAUCAACAUAAAUUCACUGAACCUAAUAAAGAUUCCUUAACUAAACACAGUCAUUAUAUUCAUUUCACAUUAAUGGAUUACGUCAAUGCAUCGUUAAAAUGGAAAUUAACUGAUGGUUGGGGUCAUUAUGUAAAUGGUACUUGGACAGGAAUUGUAGGAAAUUUGAAACGUCGUGUAGACGAUAUUUCAGGAAAUGGUUUAUUAAUAAAUCCUUCAAGAAUUACAGCUUGUAAAUAUUUAGCAAGAAAUUCAAAAACAGCAGUAAUUUUUACUUUCCGAAAACCACCACUAUCAUAUACCAAAAAUAUAUUUCGAUUAUCAUUUCAAAAGAAUGUCUGGAUUUCUAUUGGUGGAUUAUGUAUUAUUUCCAGUCUUAUCCUAUAUUUAACCGUCUAUUUCGAAGUGAAACAUCGAAAUGAAAUUGAAAUAGAAAAGGAUACGUACAACGUACCGCCGUUACAGCUGAAACCAGCAGAAAUAGUUUUGUUCUUACUUGGUGGAUUAUGUCAACAAGGAACUGAAAGCGAACCUCGUCAAUUAACAGGUCGAGUAGUGGCGAUAUUUUUGUACUUAUCUUUGAUGUUCUUUUAUGUUUCUUAUUCUGCAAAUAUAGUUGUGCUCUUACAGUCAGCAUCAAACGAUAUUAAAACACUUGAAGAUUUAAGACACGCAAGGAUAAAAAUAGGAUCAAUAGAUGUGGAAUAUGUUAAAGCUCUCAGGUACUCAAACGAUCCUACAACAAGAAAGCUUUAUGAAGAAAAAAUGGUUGGCAAUCAUUAUCUAAUAACAGAUGGCAUUAGAAAAGUUCAGCAAGGAUAUUUUGCUUUUUUAGCGGAAAAAGGAAAUUGUUAUUUUGAAAUACAACAAACAUUUCAAGAAAGUGAAAAAUGUUACCUGGAAGAAAUUUCACUUUUAUCCAAAACACUGUCAGCAACUUAUACAGCCGUAUCAUAUAAAUCACCUUAUAUAGAAACAUUUAAAGUAGGAGUAAUGAAAAUUGAAGAAAAUGGUAUACAACAAAGAUUUUACAAAAAAUUUUAUUCUGAAAAACCUACAUGUGACAAUGCUGGUGCUAAUUUUGUUAUUGUUGGAUUAAACGAAGUUUAUUUCGCAUUUCUUGUAUGGAUAAUUGGAAUAUCAAUUAGUAUAGGCAAACGUUAG
This is a messenger RNA of Chrysoperla carnea, 2547 nucleotides long. RefSeq lists its product as uncharacterized. The record is from RefSeq and is a predicted model, not a curated record. Gene Ontology annotation, molecular function: ligand-gated monoatomic ion channel activity. Gene Ontology annotation, cellular component: membrane. NCBI's taxonomy places the organism in Eukaryota, Metazoa, Arthropoda, Insecta, Neuroptera, Chrysopidae. The transcript has 17 exons. The coding region runs from base 1 to 2547 and encodes 848 amino acids.